AUGGCGGAAUACGAGGAUCUGGCGGCGUCUCAUUGGGACGACGCCCCGUCGUUGUCGACCAACGCGGCACCUGCGCCGUCACGUGAUCUGGCCAAUCUGACCAUCCACAACAUCGAUGGAGACAAGACCGAGCUCGUUGGCCCCGAGGAGAGUGGGCCGGCGACGGGCGGUACGGGCGGCAGCCAUGCGCACGGCCACAAAACCACCGUGGACGACCUGUUUGACCAUUCGACCGCGGCGAUGCCCGAGCCGCAGCCCAGCCAGGCGUCCGAGUUUGACCACGACCUUCUGGCAGACUCGUCUGUCGACCGGCCGGCGUAUCAGGCGGCGGUGUCGUCUCCCAAACGCAAGCCCAUUCUCAAGCAGGUGCGACGUGGCAAGGGCAAGGGCAAGGGCAAAAAUCUGCUGUCCAGCUCGGUCUUGGUGGUGGAGGACGACGACGAUGUGACCAACCCUCUGUUGUUGAACGACGCCACCAAGGUCACCGACCGGGAGGCCGAGUCCAGUCCCGCGUCCGCAGCCCGAAAGAGCCAGCUGGGCGGUCUGCAUGUCAAGGCCGAAAUUGGAGAGUCGCCCGUUGCCGGCUUCAAGUCCAAACUCGACUCGGACCUGCAUGAGUUCCAUGACGUGCCUCUGGAGCAGGGCGGAGCUGCAUCUGCCGCCGCCGGAGGAGCCGAAGGAGGAGCCGAUGCUGCUGACGCCGCGGACUCCGAGACCGUGGCCCAAAACCAGGCGCCUGUGGCUGCCUACACUUUCGAAAUUUCCGUGGGUGACCCAAUCAAGGUCGGUGACAUCACAUCCUCCCACACGGUGUACACGGUGUCGACCAAGACCAACCACCCCAACUUUAAGACAGACGCGGGAUCGGUGACCCGCCGAUACUCUGAUUUCCGGUGGCUGUUCCAUGCGCUGGAAAACAAGCAUCCCGGUAUCGUGGUGCCUCCUCCCCCGGACAAGCAGGCCGUGGGACGGUUCAACGAGGACUUUGUGGAGGCCCGACGAGCUGCGCUGGAGACUAUGCUUCAAAAGGUUGCCCGCCACCAUCUGCUGCAGGACGACCCUGACCUGCAGCUAUUUCUGCAGUCCGAGCAGCUGAACCAAGACAUUAAGCACUCGCACAGUGCACCUGGAGUUGCUGGAAGCAGCGAGGAGGAGGCGUGGAUCGAGGAGGGGUCCGGAUCGGGACUCAUGUCGUCCCUGUCGUCGUCGUUCUCCUUCUCCAAGUCGUUCAUCGAGACCGACCCCUGGUUCUCGGACAAGCGGGGUUACGUGGACGUGCUGGAGUCGCAUCUCAAGAGCAUGUCGCGCGGGCUGGAGCUGGUGGUGCAUCAGCGCAAAGACCUGGCCGAGUCCAUGGGUGACGUGGCUGCUGUUUUGUCGUCUCUGGGCACCGUGGAGAUCUCCAAGCAUCUGUCCAACGUGCUGUACCAGUUCAGUGACGCCGUGGAGCGAAUCAAGGAGAUUUGUGCCCGUCAGAGCCAGCAGGAUAUGGUAACGCUGGGCUCUACUAUGGAUGAGUACCUGCGUGUGAUUGGGUCUGUGCGGUCGACUUUUUCUCAGCGGUCCAAGCAUUUCCAGGUGAUUCAAAACAUUGAGUCUGAGCUGACCAAGCGCAAGGCCAACCUCGACAAGCUGUUGCGGCAGGGCAAGACCCAACAGCAGCGGCUCAACGUGCUCAAGGACCAGGUGCAGGAGUACGAAAAGAAGCUGGUCAACGCCAAGGUCAAGUUUGACGACGUGAGCAGCACCAUCAAGAAGGAGGUGGAUGUGCGGUUUGAGAAUGAAAAGUUUGAUGACUUCCGAAACGCCAUUGAGAUUUUCUUGGAAAACGCCGUCGAGACCCAGAAGGAGGCCAUUGAGGUCUGGGAAACCUUUUAUUCUCGUGCUUUCCCCAACUAG
Messenger RNA from Yarrowia lipolytica CLIB122, 1899 nucleotides. RefSeq lists its product as uncharacterized. The record is from RefSeq and is a predicted model, not a curated record. Gene Ontology annotation, biological process: protein retention in Golgi apparatus; retrograde transport, endosome to Golgi. Gene Ontology annotation, cellular component: endosome. NCBI's taxonomy places the organism in Eukaryota, Fungi, Ascomycota, Dipodascomycetes, Dipodascales. Gene Ontology annotation, molecular function: phosphatidylinositol binding.